Molecule: messenger RNA, 1309 nt
Organism: Triticum aestivum (bread wheat)
Lineage: Eukaryota; Viridiplantae; Streptophyta; Magnoliopsida; Poales; Poaceae
Product: cytochrome P450 84A1-like
Exons: 1
Coding region: 1-945 (314 amino acids)
Molecular function (GO): oxidoreductase activity, acting on paired donors, with incorporation or reduction of molecular oxygen; iron ion binding; heme binding
Source: RefSeq, a predicted model, not a curated record
AUGGAGGCUUGGUGGCCGCAGUGCGGGGUUCAUCUCGCGCUGCUUCUAACAGGGCUGAUCCUCUAUCGCGCUAUCUCAUCACGGCGUUAUGGUCUCCGACCCCUCCCGCUCCCGCCGGGGCCGCGGGUGCUGCCGUUCGUCGGCAACAUCUUCUACACGAGAGACAUGACCCACCAAGGCCUGGCACGGCUGUCCGCGCGCUACGGCGGCCUCCUUCACCUCCGCGUUGGGCGCCUGAGCACCGUGGUCGUGUCGACGCCGGAGAUGGCCCGUCUGGUGCUCCAGGUGAACGACCGCGCCUUCGCCAACCGCCCCGCCAGCGCGCCGAUAGCCUACCUCACCUACGGCCGCGCGGACAUGGUGUUCGCGCAGUACGGGCCGUUCUGGCGGGAGAUGCGGAAGCUGUGCGUCCACAAGCUCUUCAGCCACCGUCGGGCCGCGUCAUGGGCUGCCGUCCAUGACGAGGUCGACGACCUGAUCCGCGACGUUGCCAGGUACACUGGCUCGGUCGUCAAUCUCGGCGAGCUCGUGUUCAACAUGUCGAUGAACAUCACGCUCCGGGCAGCGCUGGGCAUGCGGAACGAGGGUGAGGACGCCGCCGAGUUCGUGGCCAUAGUGCAGGAAUUCGCCGAGCUGUUCGUGGUGUCCAACUCCACCCUUGCGGACUACGUGCCAUGGGUGGCGCGGCUGGAUUUGCAGGGGAUCAACAGGAGGAUGGUGGCGGCACGGGGUGCGCUGGACCGGUUCAUCGACCGUGCCAUCGACGAGCACCUCGCACACCCGAAGCCGGUCGAUGCCGCGGACGCCGACAUGGUGGACGGCAUGCUAGCUUUCCUCGUGGACAUGCCCGGGUCUGCCGACAGGGUGAGCACCGACUCCAGUGCUCAUGGGUCGACGCUUCGUCUCACCAGGGAUAACAUCAAGGCCACCAUUAUGGUAAAGUGAACGAUGGCCGAAAUUUAGCGUCCCCCACCACCACUCCGCAGAUUAAAUAUUUUGAUUACAAUACGCGCAGGAUGUGAUGAUCGGUGGGACAGGACCAGUAGCGAUGAUAAUUGAGUGGUUAAUGUCGGAGCUGCUGAGGGACCCGGAGGAAAUGAAGCGGGUGCAGAACGAGCUGGCCGUGGUGGUUGGGCUGCACCGCCAGGUCGCGGCGGGCGACCUGGACGAGCUCCCUUACCUGAGGUGCGCGGUGAAGGAGACCCUCCGCGUGCACCCGCCCGGCCCGCUCCUCCAGCACGAGGCCGCCGAGGACUGCGACGUCGCCGGCUGCCGCAUCCCCAAGAAUACCCGCGUCCUGAUCAACGUG